Molecule: messenger RNA, 5948 nt
Organism: Oncorhynchus kisutch (coho salmon)
Lineage: Eukaryota; Metazoa; Chordata; Actinopteri; Salmoniformes; Salmonidae
Gene: zmynd10
Product: zinc finger, MYND-type containing 10
Exons: 24
Coding region: 3653-5047 (464 amino acids)
Biological process (GO): motile cilium assembly; inner dynein arm assembly; outer dynein arm assembly
Cellular component (GO): cytoplasm; centriolar satellite
Source: RefSeq, a predicted model, not a curated record
UGCAGUCCGAUUCCUGGGAGAGCAGAGCAACAAGCGCAGCAAUACCGCAAGGCUAUGACAUGACUAUGAGGAAUUUAGACUCGUCACUAGGAAUUAUCAAUUUGUUUGUUUUUUUGACACUGGCAUUCACUGUAAUAUAUUUCAAAAAAUAAAAUGUGAAGGUUUGGACUGGAGUUUACAAACUAUAACCCGGUCGGUGGCAGCUCCGCAUGACGUCAGAGGCGCUGGUGUGCUGGACAGUUCUCAGAAUAUAAUUCUUGGAAUUGGCGAAUUUUAAAAGCCAAACCCACAGUCUUUCCUUCACACGCUUAGAAGCCAUUCUAGUGGCAACACUCAUCGCACUGCUGCUCUGUAUUCUAUUUGUCUAAAUUAUACAUUUAUUAUAUUGCUUUUGAAUUAGUUAAUUACAGACCGUCUAUUAACAUAUGGGAUAUUCGGACACAACUUCUCUAUUCACUGAACAGAUGCGUGGGACAUUCAGUACAAAAUAAAGACAUUCCUUUGUUUCGACCGGCUUUAUUUCCGUUAAACCGCUGUGGAAUUAGACUAGUAUGGGAUAUUGAAGACUCACCAUCAUGAUUCUUUGUGUUCAGAGCCCUAGACCACUGCUGUCUGGUACACCCACAGAGGGCCACCUAGGAAUGCGGACAGGGAGCGUCUCCUCCCCUCACUGCAUUCACAGCACCUCUCCGCAGUGGGACCCCACAAAAGACCUGCGCACCAUCGCCAACAACACAUUCUACCUUGAUACCUCAGGCUGGUACUGGGGAGCCAUCACAGCAGGUCAGGCCCAUGAAGCUCUGCAGGCAGCGUCAGAAGGGGCCUUUCUGAUUCGAGACAGCAGCCAUCCCCUGUACAUGCUGACCCUGUCUGUUAGGACUGCCCGUGGCCCCACCAGUAUACGCAUCCAGUACAGUGGAGCCCGGUUUCUGCUAGACUCCAGCUCGCCAGCCCGACCUAGCCUUCUGUCCUUCCCUGAUGUGCCGAGCAUGGUGCAGUACUAUGUGGGACCAGGGAGGAAGGUGCAGCAGGGGAAGGUGGAGGAAACUCAUGGUGGCAAGCCUGCCCAGAGGACAGUUCAGGAGAGCACAGUACUGCUGAAGCUCAAGCGGGCCCUGCACAAGCCCCAGGCUUUCCCCUCCCUACAGCACCUUGCACGCCUCACCAUCAACUGUAGCACAGACUGUCCUGACCAACUGCCUCUGCCACGCCCACUGGUGCGCUUCCUGCAGGACUACCCGUUCCAGGUAUGAGGGUCCUGUGAUCCGUUCAACUAAAUCUCGAGGAGCGCUGUCAGAAAUUGGUCCCUGGCAGCUGGAAACCACAUCACUGCACUGGCCCACCCCUCUUCCCCAUCUCAUCGACGGCCAACCGGCGUACAGGGUGAGAUGUCUCCGGAAGGUAUGGCCUCAGGGAAGGGGUUUCCAGUACCUGGUUGACUGGGAGGGUUAUGGCCCGGAGGAGAGGUGCUGGGUCUCACCUAGGGACAUCCUGGACCCAGGCCUCAUCUCUAAACUCCAAUGCCAGCACCCCGCUCAACCAGAGGAGUACAUAUCCCGGGAGCUAUUUGACACAGUACAGGUGUACAUCAUUACCAAACCAGAACUGCAGAACAAACAGAACAGACAGCGUGGUGAAGAAGGCGCAGCAGCGCCUCUUCAACUUCAGGAGGCUGAAGAAAUUUGGCUUGUCACCAAAAGCACUCACAAACUUUUACAGAUGCACAAUCGAGAGCAUCCUGUCGGGCUGUAUCACCGCCUGGUACGGCAACUGCUCCGCCCACAACUGUAAGGCUCUCCAGAGGGUAGUGAGGUCUGCACAACGCAUCACCGGGGGCAAACUACCUGCCCUCCAGGACACCUACACCACCCGAUGUCACAAGAAGGCCAUAAAGAUCAUCAAGGACAACAAUCACCCGAGCCACUGCCUGUUCACCCUGCUAUCUUCCAGAAGGCGAGAACAGCCGUGGAGAAGAAGGGAAUUGGUGGUCCAGUGUGCAUUGAGCACAAGAAGUACAGCCGCAAUGCUCUACUCUUUAACCUCAGACUUGUGUGUGACACACGGACCGAGACCUGUGCCCUUGAGCCGAUUGUCAAGAAGCUCUCUGGGUACCUCACAACACUGGAGCUGGAGAGUGGGCUCAUAUCGAAUGAGGAGAGCAAACAGAAACUGCUACCCAUUAUGUCCACGUUGUUAGAGGAGCUCAAUGCUACCGGAGCCUGCACCUUACCCAUCGAUAUGUGUUUGCAUUUGCAAUUUGUGAGACAAUCGUUUAAAGAUCAAACCCGAUAUCUCAGUCUCACACAUGCUUCUUCCCUCCCUCUUAUUCAGAGGAGUCCAAUUACAAUCAACCUAAAGCAGGGACCCUCUGAUCGUGCAGGAGUACAACGUGCCUGUCUUCACUCAGUGCAAGGACCACUUCAUCAAAUCCCAGUGGGAUCUCACCACUCAACAGGACCUUACAGGCUCUGUUUGAAGGGCGAAUUGGCUCUGGAAUGCAAAACAGCCAAAUACUCCAUCAAAACGUGAAUCGAUUCUCAAUUGAGAUCCUGGCCUACGUUGAUGGGUUCAGGCAUAUCCAGAAGUUAUCUGCAGAAGCGGAUGUUGAACUUAAUCUGGGCCGGAUCGCCGUACAGAAUUUACUGUAUUAUGGUGUUGUAACCUUGGUGUCAAUAUUUCAGUACUUCAACUGCACAACCCCUAAAGUCCAGAGCCUGAUAGAUGACAGGUCCAUUCAGGCGGAGUGUCUCAGCUAUGUCACCAAGCAAGGACAGAAGAGAGCCUGUUUAAGGGAUGUGUUGCAGCUAUACUGCUCUGACUCCAGGCACCACAGAUCUUUGCUCCCGCUACUUGCAGCAGGUGCAGAGGGUAGAUGAGAGGAAUGAGCUACAAAGAGCUGGACGAGCAUUUGGAGAAUGACCCAAACAUCAUUGUGUGCUGGAAGUGAUACCCUGGCUUAGUCAGCAACCACACUGACUUUGAUGCAGAUAGAGUAAGCCCCCUCUCAAACAAAGACAGAGAGAGCCACACGAAGGGCUGCUGUCCAGGAGAGACAAAGUGAAGUAACCGAGGCCAAAGAUGCCAUAAAGUGACUUCUUCCUAUCACUGGAAAUCUUCUGGAAAAUAUCUGUGUAUUCAAAGGCUAAGACAUGUAGGUAUUUUAUACUAGCAGUAUGUCACCAAGCUCACUUAUCUUCAGGUUUUUCCAUCCAGACUCUUGAAGCAAUCAUUGUUUUGGGAUAGUUUCAUUCAGAACAAUGAAUGGAAGAAUUCAUAAAGACCACAAAACAAGGAACAGUAUACUUAUUUAUUAAUUGUGCAAAAACUCUACUUUAUAUACACACUCCUUGCAAUAAUAAAGAUGCAAUUGUCGUCGUCACCCACUGUCUGACUGUUGAUCUUGCACACCUCACCUAGUCUAAAGAUGAUUAUUGCCCACCUUCGCCUCUUCCUCUCUGCGUAGGCUUACCUCGGGGAUCUUUUUGUACCGCUCUGUCUCUUGUAGUCAUGCUGUCUGUAAUGCGCAUGCGUAUGUAUCCAGUAACCAUGCCAACCUUUUGGUAUCAGCACGUACAGUGAGUUAGCGCGUCAAGCUGCCUCAGUCUCCACACUUUCUCUCAACUCAGCCUUACAAACAUUUAUUGUCGAGAAUAUGGAAACCUCUGUUCUUUUUCCCGGAGAGGCAGAAGGAUAUGUCCAAAAUCUGGAAACAUUCUCACUCAGGGACAUUGGCACUCCAAGGUGGUUCAGACAACAUGAGUACAUAGAGAAACUCAACAUGCAGGCGAUAUUGAACGCUUCAUCCACAGCCACUCAGGACGAGUUCGUCAAGGAGCUCCUUGUGUCACUGGGAAAGAUUCCCACCCUGGUCCAUGAGAUGAUUCUGGUGGAGCUUUGGAAACAGAAGGUGUUUCCUAUUUUCUGUCAACUCCAAGACUUCAAUCCGAAGAGCACCUUUCCUCUGUACAUGGUGAUUCACCAUGAGGCUACAAUCAUCAACCUACUUGAGACAAUUAUGUUUCACAAGGACUCUUGUGAGGCAGCAGACGACUCAGUCCUGGACCUGGUGGACUACUGCCACCGCAAACUAGCCCUUCUGGCCAGCAGAGCAUCCAGGGAUGACACCCCAACAAAAGACCGACUCAGUCACACAGAGAGUGGAGACUCAUCCUCUAUACAGGAUUUGCAGGGUCAGAAUGCGGCAUUAGAGUUUGAAAUUUCCCUCAAGGCUCUGUCUGUCCUGCGCUACAUCACUGACCAUACUGACAGUAUCAGUGUGAUCAAUAGGAUGCUGUGCACCCAUAACCUGCCCUGUGUGCUGGUACAGCUGGUACAGCACAGCCCCUGGAGUCGCUAUUCUGCAGGUGUAAUGGAGAAGUACAUGAAUGGAAAAUGGCAGAAAGUUCCAUCUGAAGACCGUCUAAAGAUGACUAAAUUGGACGGCCAAGUCUGGAUUGCUCUGUACAACCUGGUGCUGAAGGAAGACUGCCAAAGGAAAUAUGACUUCAAUAACUUCAACAAGAACCAGCUCUUAAAGUUACGAGGUUUCCUGACGGAGGUGUUAGUUGACCAGCUGCCCAACCUGGUAGAGCUCCAGCGCUUCCUCAGUCACCUCACUGUCACAGACCCUGCCCCUCCAAAGAAAGACCUCAUCUUGGAACAGAUUCCAGAGAUGUGGAACAACAUUAUGCGGGACAAUACAGGGAAGUGGAAGGCCAUUGCCAAGUACCAAGUGAAGGAAACGUUCAACCCCUCAGAGAAGGACCUGAGACAGCAAGCACUCAGACUGGCCCAGACCUAUAACCUGGAUGUGAUGGAGAGUUUGAUCCCUGAGAAGCCCAAGUGUGGAGCCUGUGGGGCCGAGGCUUCUAAGAGAUGCUCCCGCUGCCAGGGAGAAUGGUACUGCCAGAGGGAAUGCCAGGUGAAGCAUUGGUCCAAACACAAGGUUGCCUGCCAGCUGAUGGCCGACGGCACAGAGAUGCUCCAGAAGGACCUGGCCGUAACGCCUACAGAGAGAGAGGCAGACAUAACUGACAUAUUGGACUGAGUGAUGUGAGAGAGAAGGGGCUAAGUCAAUGGACAGUUCUCUACCUAAAUGCCAUUUGGGAUGGGAUUCGAAUGCAGUUGGUUUUGGACUGUUUAAUGUAAACAUUUUGAGGUUUGUCUCGAUUCAAUUCCAACUUCUAGAUUUGAUGAAUUACAAUGAUAAUCUAACUCGUGAUUAGAAGGGUUAAUUUAAGUAAUGAACUGCUAAACCUUUGCUAUCCCUUUGAUCUCAGACCUGAUACUGAGUGGAACUCACAGGUUGAAUUUGGGAGGGGGCAGAACUCAAGACUUUUAAUAAUCAGCUCUCCUCUGUUGUAGCUUUUUUGGGCUUUUUUUUAAUGCUUUCUAUGCUUCUGUUAUAUAUAUUGAGAGAAACAAUGUGUAAGUACAAGAAUAGCCUAUGUUUUCGGCUACAGGUGUUUUGACUCAUCAUCUUGGUCAGUGAUCCUGGGAUCAGAAUCUGCCUGUUGUUCAGGUAACAGCAAGGUAUCCAUUUCACGGGGUUGUAUUUCAAAGUAACUUUAUCCACUUGAUUGUUUAGACUUUGCACACCACUUUUAAAAAGGUGUGCCUGCCAUGUCUUUAACUCACACCCCGUUGUUCACGAAGUUCACAAACCGUUAAUUGCAUAAGCUGUCAAUGGAUGAUUACGCAAAUUAUUAUCCCCGUAAGGUCGUUUUUAUUUGGAUGUCACUGGGGUGGGGAUUUCACACACCCCUCACUCCUGCUCUACUGUCCAAGACUCAGAAGCACCCCCUAUGUGAAAGAAUUCCGCAUGUCAAGAACAGUAGGCUGCUCUUCACUUCCUUUUCUUUCUGUUAUUAAAUUGUUACUGCUGCAUCAUAUGUUGGAGUGUCAGAAUUGGUUGACGGGACGGUUACAAAGUAAACAUGCUGCUGAUA